GACAAAAAGGUUUCCUGAACCAUGUAGACAGUGUGGUGGAUUUCUACAAGAAACAGCGGGAUGCAAUGCUUGCUGCGGCAGACAAGUGGCUAAAAGUCUGGAACCGUGAAUUGCCACAACACAAUGGAUUACUCUCAUUUCCUGUCCAGUGUAAGUGCAGCAAGGAAAACAAACACUGUAAGAAUGACAAAUGAACUGGUAGAGAUGAUGCCCUCCAUAAUCAUGCUUUCUGGAGGUUUGCCAAACCCGGACUAUUUCCCAAUCAAAACAGCAAGUAUCUCCCUUGUCGAUGGAACAACCAUUGAAAUUGGGGAAGAACUGAUGAAGAGAGCUCUCCAGUACAGUUCUGCAGAUGGAAUUCCAGAAUUAUUGUCAUGGUUAGAAAAAUUACAGAUGAAACUCCAUAACCCACCAACAGCUUCAUAUGCUCCUGAGAAAGGCCAAAUGAAGAUAUGUGUCACUGCAGGCAGCCAAGAUGGACUCAGCAAAGUUUAUGACAUGCUCCUCAACCCUGGAGAUAAUAUCCUUUUAGAUGAUCCAAACUUCACUGGGACACUAGCAGCGCUGCAGCCCUUGGGAUGCAACAUGAUCAAAGUCCCUAGUGAUGCUCAUGGAAUCAUUCCAAAAGCCUUAGAGGAGAUUCUUUCCAGGUGGAAAUCCGACAAAGUGCGUAAGCCCGGUAACAAGAUCCCCAAGUUCCUGUACACUGUUCCCAAUGGUGGCAACCCUUCUGGGAGCUCCUUGACAGCAGACCGCAAGAAAGAGAUUUACCAGCUUGCCCAAGAAUACAACUUUCUUAUCAUAGAGGAUGAUCCAUACUACUUCCUCCAGUUUGAAAAGACAAAAGCGCCAUCCUUUCUUUCAAUGGAUGUUGACGGCCGAGUCAUCAGAGGGGAUUCUUUCUCUAAGGUUGUCUCUGCUGGGCUAAGAAUAGGCUUUCUAACAGGACCUGAACCUCUUAUCAACAAGGUUAUCCUACAUAUACAAGCUUCAACAAUGCAGACCAGCACUUUUACACAGAUCCUCAUAUUCCAACUUCUUAAAAAGUGGGGGCAAGAUGGUUUUCUGGAGCAUGUGGAUAGAGUAUCAGAAUUAUACAAAAAACAGAGAGAUGCAAUGCUGGCUGCAGCAGAGAAAUGGUUGAAAGGUUUAGCAGACUGGCUUGUCCCUAAAGCUGGUCUGUAUUUAUGGAUUAAAAUUAAAGGGAUUUCUGACACAUAUCCGAUGAUCAUGGAAAAAGCAUUGAAGAGAAAGGUAUCUUUGCUUCCUGGGUCAGCUUUUAUGACGGAUUCCUCAGAACCAUGUCCCUAUAUCAGAGCUUCCUUCUCUUUUGCUUCUCCGGAUCAAAUGGACCAGGCUUUUCGGACGCUGAGUGAACUUAUAAAGGAAGAAACUCAAUGAAAUCUACGGCAAAUUGGCAGCAACCAAAAACCUUCACUGGCUGUCAUUCAGAAACUAUCUCUCUAACUUCACUGGAUAAGCUGUCCAUUAAGACUUUAAUUGUAUGCCUGCCAUCCACGAUUUUUAAAUCUCAUGCAGCUGCUUUUGCAAAAGCAGCAGCCAACAUGUUAUUAUAGUAAUAUUGUAAUGUUGUACUUACUAUAAUUCCUUACUUGUG
Molecule: messenger RNA, 1618 nt
Organism: Varanus komodoensis (Komodo dragon)
Lineage: Eukaryota; Metazoa; Chordata; Lepidosauria; Squamata; Varanidae
Product: kynurenine/alpha-aminoadipate aminotransferase, mitochondrial-like
Exons: 15
Coding region: 124-1401 (425 amino acids)
Biological process (GO): biosynthetic process
Molecular function (GO): pyridoxal phosphate binding; L-kynurenine:2-oxoglutarate transaminase activity
Source: RefSeq, a predicted model, not a curated record